GCCUCUGCCGUCCCUCCCACCACCGCCCGCAUAGGUGGCCGCCACAGCCCCUCCCGCCAAGCACCCGCGCAGUGAUGGCGAUAGCAAGGUGCCGAGGCCUACAGGCAGCGGCGGCGGCGCCUCCACUCCAACGACGGAAGGAGCCCCCAAGGCACAGCCUCCUGCAGGUUGCAGCGGGCAGCGGCGGGCCGGAGCUUCCUCCUCCGCACGGGACAGGUGGCGCCUCUUCCCGAGGACCUAGCGGCGGAGCCUGACCCGGAGGUGAACGUGGCUGGUGGCUCCCUGAGGAACGGUGAUUUGUAAGUGCUCGAUCUAUGCAUUCUUGGUCUGUUCUUGAUCUAUUAGGACUUGAUCUGUUAGGGCUAGAUUUGUUAAUUCUUGAUAUGUUAGUUCUCGAUCUAAUAGUAAUUAGUUAGUACUAGUUGUAACAAUUGAUUAGUAGUGUGCUUGAUCCGUGAGACAUGGCAAUAGAAAUUUGUUCAUGUGCUGUUAGCUUUGCAGCUAGUACUAGUUGUGACAAUUGAUUAGUACCAUCCUUGAUGUGUGCUGCUGCAGGGAUGCCCCCGCCGGCCAAUAUAUACCAUCCUUAUCCGAGGUAGUAGUGUGAUGUUUUCAAAUAUAGAUUGGGGGCACAGAGCCUUCUAUGGCAUAUAAUACCAUGGAUUCCAAUUUCAGCAAUAGUCUAGAGGAUGCAAUUUGCUGUUAUGUUAUUUACUACUAUUGUGUUUGCUUGUUUGGAACUAUGAUUUCAGUUAUUUAUGACUUAUGAGACUAUUAUGUUUGCUUGUUUGGAACUAAGUUUUAAAAUUAUUUAUAAGACUGCAAGUUGCUGUAUGUUUUUAUUUCUAUUAAAAAAUUUGUAUCCGUAUCCGCGUAUUGGUGUUUUUCUUGAAAUAGCGUAUCCGUGUAUCCGAUACGUAUCGUAUCCGAUACACGUACCCGUAUCCGUGCAUCUUAGGCCAUAUCUGUCGGUCUGAGCAACCAAGGAAGAACUCCCACCUCCCCUCUUGUUUUCUCCACGGCAGCCUUUGGACGCGACCCAGCAUUCUGGCUGCUUAACCACCCCCACCAAUCACCUCCCGUGUCUAAGUGUCUUGUCUGAGACGAGCGCGGAAGGUUAUUCUAAGCACGGAAGGUUUAGGACAAACAACGCCUCGGCGAAAGCAGAAAUGGGACGAAUGCUUUUGGCUUACUUGCGAGAGAGAUUUAAGAUAUAGCAAGAGAAAAAGAAAAAAAAGUUUGGCGCGUAAUUUGGUAGGAAGGCGGUGUUGGGGAUUAGCGGCGAGUGGUUGCCUCCGUUCACCCACCAACCACCUCACCUCACCUCACUCUUCCGCCCACCCUACAAAUGCCGUACAAAACGCCAGGACGAGGCUCGGGCCUUCUUCCUCCCUGCGACCCAUCUUACCUCAGCCAGCCCUGUCCCUGGUCUCUGCGCAUCCGCUGGUGCACCGUUGGCGUUGGUGGUCUGUUCCGUUAACCCACCACCACCAGCCACCACCCCGCUCGCCAUCCACCAAACGCAAAUCCACACCGCACCAACCGAAUCGGGGGAGUAAACAAAGAGGCGGCAGGAUGGUGAUCGGACAUGCCGCCGGCAUGUGUGCGUGGGCAAAGGCAGCAGACGCGCUGGAGCUGCUCCCUCCAGUCCGGUGGCUGUGAGCACUGAGCAGUGACGCACGCGCGUCCCGGCGUCCAGGUCCGGAGGAUCACAGGAGCAGCCGAGCAGGACGAGCCGAGGUGCCAGCCCGUAGUGCUGCCCCGCCCUCUGUGCGCGCCUUUUGGGUGGGGCUCCUCAAAAGCAGAGGGGGGAGCAAGGUCGCGGCAGCAUCUAGCAGCGCGGCACGGCGAGUAGCGCGGAGCGGGGAGGCAGGGCAGGAAUCAUUCCGCUCGCGAGUCUGCCGCCCGCGCCGCUGCCCCCGCUUUCCGGAGCCGGGCGGCCCGGCGCAGCGCGCGCCUAUCCUCUCCGGCCGGCAUCGUCCUCCCACGCUGCCCGCGUCCGCGUCGUGCGCAUUGGGGCAUUUCUUCGUUUGGGUGGCGCUGUCGUCGCACCACCACCACCGCCGCCAGCCAGCCAGCCGCCUUUGCUGAUUGGUACGGGCGGGCGGGGCGCUAGCCAUUUUUUUUAAUUCCUGAGAUGCUUCCGCUGCUGCUUAUAUCCACGCUCCCGGCCUUCACGCUGCUCCUCGUCGCGCCCGCCACCAAGUCCGGCUGCAAGCUCGCGCGGGAGCUCGGCCUCCUCGCGCUGCUGCUCGCCACGGAGCUGCUGCGCCACGCCACCGCCGCGGGGAGGAGGCUGCGGGGCCGGGGGCGGGAGCCGGAGCGCGGCGCGAGGGCGAUGCCCGCUCCGCCCAGGCCGAGGCCGGCCGCAUUGGCGGCGCCGGGCGAGGAGGCAACGCCCGCCGCGGCGGGGCUCCCGCUGCUCGACCUCGCGGAGCUCGCGCUAGACCGCGUGCUGGAGGAGCUCUCGCCGGCCUCGCUCGCCGCGAUGGCGUGCGUGUGCGCCGCGCUCCGGGACCGGUGCUCCGCCGACGCGCUGUGGGAGCGCCACCUCCGCGCCAAGUGGGGGCGCGUGCUGGGCGCCACCGCGCGGAAGGAGUGGGAGGCGGAGCUCGGCGCCAGGGUCGCCCGCGCGAGCGCGCCGCGGCCGCCCCGACGCAGGACCUGGGUGGACUCGCUGGCCUGCGCGUGGCCCUUCUCCUGGAUCGCCUGCCGCUGGCUCAAGGGGGACGCCCCCACGGCACCGGCCGCCGUUGCCUCUGAGCCAGCGCCCGCGCCCUCGCCCGCCGCGGCACCGACGGACACGGUGGCCGCGUGGUACCGCGCGCUCGAGUGCGGCGAGUUCUGGUUCCCCGCGCAGGUGUACAACCGCGAGGACGGGCACGUCGGCUUCGUGCUCUCGUGCUACGACGCGCACCUCCGCUACGACCGGCGAACUGACACCUUCACGGCGAGGUACCCGCCGCACGGCCGGAAGCCGGCCAAGGAGGAGGCCGGCGUGCAGUGGGGCAGGAUCCGCGCGCCGCCGGUGGGCACGCCGGCGCACGAGCUGCACGCGUCGGACUGCCUGGAGGCGCUGCGCCCCGGCGACCACUUCGAGAUCCAGUGGCGCAAGAACAAGGACUUCCCAUACGGCUGGUGGUAUGGCGUCGUGGGUCACCAGGCACCGUGCAACCCGAACGAGCAUCUGUGUCGCUGCCACGAGGACGAUACGAUCGUCCUGGAGUUCCAGCACUACGCCCCCGGGUCGCGGUGGAGGCAGACCACCGUGAGCAGGAAGGAUCACAGGGAGACGGGGGACGAGACCGGCGGCUUCUACGGGGGCAUCAGGAAGCUGCAGACCAAGGACGAGAUCUCGACGUGGCGCCGAUUCUGGCCCGUGGACGUCCUCAACUGAUGGAGAUCGCAUUUGCAACGGGCCUGCGCGCCCGCGUCCCAAAAUUCCCCCAUGUACAGUUAUGGAGAGCUUUCAGCAUUCGUCUGAAAUAACUCUGAAGUCUGAACCUUUUUCUCGGGUCUGAAGGAUCUCUUUUUCCCUAGAGAUUUAUGGCGCAGGGCAUUCAAUCCGAUCAAGAUUGUUAGAAGAAGAAUAGGCCACGAACCGUGUACAGAUUUACCCAGUUUUCGACUUGCCUUUGUGCUGUCGCUGUAUCCUGGUUUCAUAUGCAAAGUAAUUCUUCAGAAAUGCUAUGGGAAGGAUCGCGAUUCGGCCUUUUUUU
This is a messenger RNA of Panicum virgatum (switchgrass), 3719 nucleotides long. RefSeq names its product F-box protein At2g26850-like. Gene Ontology annotation, molecular function: protein binding. The transcript has 5 exons. The coding region runs from base 2138 to 3397 and encodes 419 amino acids. Lineage: Eukaryota; Viridiplantae; Streptophyta; Magnoliopsida; Poales; Poaceae. The record is from RefSeq and is a predicted model, not a curated record.